Messenger RNA from Parastagonospora nodorum SN15, 1917 nucleotides. RefSeq lists its product as hypothetical. The transcript is spliced from 2 exons. The record is from RefSeq and is a predicted model, not a curated record. Lineage: Eukaryota; Fungi; Ascomycota; Dothideomycetes; Pleosporales; Phaeosphaeriaceae. Bases 1 to 1917 code for a protein of 638 amino acids.
AUGACCGAUGUCCUAGCUGCUGAUGCAUCUCCGUCAUCGAGGGAUGCUACCCAUAGGAAGAUCGAUGAAGAUCUCUUCGAGUUGACUCUCAGCCGCGAGAACAAGGCUGAACUAUUUGAAGAGGCUAUUACAGAGUUGGAACGAGGCAGCCUUGAAUCCGCUUCCAUACUCGAGAACUUGGCCAAAUGGAACCCAUCCGACGCAUCGCGUUUCGUGCAGCGCACCGCCUCAACGAUACUGGACACGCCAUUUCGCCUCAUCUAUCCCACCUCAGCCCGUUCUUCCUUCGAUGCGACGAGUGGUCUUUACGCCCGACAGUACCUCGCUAUAUCCUAUUGUUGGGGCUUAGGCGAUUUUUUGCGGACAGGCUAUGAAAGGCAUGGCAGCUGGCCGAUAAGUAAGCCCUUCGUUGAAGCUAUUUUGGCCGAUAAAGAUCAUCCGCGUGAAGGCAUCUGGAUGGACCAACUCUGUAUCGACCAGACCUCUUCCUUGGACAAAGGCAAGUCCGUUGCAGCGAUGGACAUCAUCUACCGCUCUUGCAUCCGACUCGUGAUCUUACUAGAAGAUGUUUGUCUCGAUGAGCAAGAGGCAAAACUUCACGAAGAAUACGAUAAUACCAAGAGGAAGUUUGAAACAAAAUGGGUACCAGGAGAAACUGAGAGAGACGUGUUUAUCAGUUUCUACAACAAGGUAAAUGCGGCACGUUGGUGGAAACGGGCAUGGUGUCUCCAUGAAUUUAGUGUCAAUGGUCCCUGGACGGACAAGAGACAGUGUAACAUCAUCCACAAUGCGACAUUCAUUGUGAAUGGGCCUGGAGGAUCGACUGUUAAGAUAAAAUGGGUGAAUCUCCAUUUCAUCAUGGCUAACGCAUUCUUAGGGCUCGCGUACUUGGGUCCAGAAUUGGAUACCGAAGACCGAGUCCUGUAUUACAGUAGCUUGCUUGCUCUCGCACGAGGCGAAAUAUAUCCAUUGGUUAUACUAUUGGAUCAGCUCGAAAAGAAGCCGAUUAUCUUCGACGACAAGCCAACCUGGUUAUGUCGCGGGGUUGGGCAGGCACACACCUCGAUUCCCAGUUUCAAUCUGAAGAACCUCCAGGGCAUUCAUCGCAUAACAACGGAAGACAUCGAGCUUGAUAUGAUCUUCUUCAAAUCGCCUUGGGAACUCGUCACAAAAGAAAAUCUUCGCACUACGUACACAGUGUUCCCCUCACUCAUACCAACGGUACAGCCUGCGAAGUAUACACCUGGCAAGUUCGCGGAUCCCACAACAUCGGAGUGGUCUGACGAAGAUCUCGAUCAAUGUCGACGUAGAUUCCUCGCAGGCUGCCUCAUGAAUGGAUAUGCGUAUAUAGCCAGGCUAUGGGAACAGCUGAAGCGCGACGUGGUAGUAGCGAGUUACAACGACACGAUUUUCAAAAAGCUCACGCCACAUCCUGCUUUCCACGAUGCCGCACAAGAGCUUUUGCGACAACUCCUACCAGUUUCAGAACUACUUUGUAUCCCGCCUUCAUCAAUAUUCACUCUCGAAGACGCCCAUUUGUUCUUGACUUGGCUUGCGGAUCCAAGAUCCAUUUAUUACAUUGGCGCUUUCACGCAUCGCCUGCAAUCCACCACGCCUGGGUCUGCGCAAGCAUUCGUGAAUGGAUUGCACCCCAAGCAGUACACUGAUAAAGGUCCGAUGAACGAGCUCGAGCUCGCUGUUCCGAUUGAUCUUCUUGGGGCUUCGUGCGCAACGUUUAGGGUGUGGAUUUUACGACCCGGAAAAGGAGAGACAAAAGGUAGCAAGUGGAGACUGGUAGGAAAGGCGUUGUUGCUUGGUGAGCCGACUUUAACCAAUGAAGGGAUACCUGGUGCUGGCACAGACGAGACAGUGGUAUCUGUGAAGAGGGCAGUGGUCACUGGGUGGCCCGAAGAGUAG